This is a messenger RNA of Chelonia mydas (Green sea turtle), 5051 nucleotides long. Its product is annotated as beta-1,3-galactosyltransferase 5. The record is from RefSeq and is a predicted model, not a curated record. The transcript has 2 exons. Gene Ontology annotation, molecular function: N-acetyl-beta-D-glucosaminide beta-(1,3)-galactosyltransferase activity. NCBI's taxonomy places the organism in Eukaryota, Metazoa, Chordata, Testudines, Cheloniidae. The coding region runs from base 938 to 1972 and encodes 344 amino acids. Gene Ontology annotation, cellular component: membrane.
UGCAAAGGGCCAAGCAGGGGCUGGGCCAGGGGGCAGCGGUGCUGGGGUUACUCCUCCCUUGCACCCACCCUGUGACUGUCUCGCCAAGCCCAAGGGCCUGAGGCAGCAGCCCCAGUAGGGCAGGAAGGGGCCAAGAGGGCUCCUCGCAGUGACUCUGCUGCAGCCCACGGACAGGUGCUGGGGCACAGCACUGAGCCCAGAGGGGGGCACGGGGCAGCCGGGACGAGUCUGGGGGGCCCUCACCUGUAAAACCAUUUCCUGUAACACCCGUGAUGCAGAGGAGAGCGAACAGGAAGCAAAGCCAGAGUGCAAUGGGACAAAGCCCAGAAGAAGACACUGCAAGGAGUAACUGGAUCUCCUGAGAUUCUGCCAGGACCUGCAGCAUUUCAAAGCUCUCUAGUCCCAGCCCAAGGGGAGACCAUUAGCUGCAGUCCACACAGCAUUCAUUUUACUUGCACUGAAUCCACUCAGAACUAUUCAUGGCCCAGGAAUCACAGAGGGGACUUGACUUGGAUGCUCCUGUCAGAUUAGGCUUUGCAGCCCAGCACGAAAGGAGCCUGUAGUCACUGAACAGCAAUGAUCCAGACUUGGUGUGAGACGUGUGUCCUGCCCCCCUGCAGUAGCUGGGUCACAGUGUCCUUUCUGACUGCUUUGCCCAUGCAUGUUCCAGAUGACCUUUCCAUCACACCUACCCCGCGGUGCAGCACAUGCAUGAGACAGCCAGUGACCCAGCUUAGUAAAGCCUCUUCCAUGUGCUUCACUGCCUCUCUCUUGCUCAGGCUUGCCCUAUGUGUCCUGCAGCUGACAGGCAGCGGGGCAGGAGACAUGCAUGGUGCUGAGGAAUUCCCUCCCUGCCUUGUCUUCUCUCCCUAGCCAGGCAGGGUUGGUAUAAUUGCUGGAGCUGUCGUGCUUACAAUGCCUGUUGUUUCCUUCUCCCAUGGCACUGAUGCAUCCGUGGUGCUUAAAAGGGCUGAUCUGUGUCAGCGGCCUUCUCUCACUCAUCCUGCUUUGGUGCCUGCUGGUCAUGACAGCUGAUGUCCAGAAGAGAUGGCAGCUUUCCAGUCGCUUCCCCAUCAUCCAAGGGAAGCUGCCCAGAAGGUCUCGCUUUGGGGCCAUUGAAUCUGCCCAGAGAGGCGUGGACUUUCCAUCUCUGUUCACUAACUCUCUCACAGAUCCUCACUGUGAGCCUGGGCAGCUGCUCCUGAUCCUCGUGACUUCAGCCCCAGGGAAUUCAGAGCCCAGGCAGGUGAUCAGGAGAACCUGGGCUGCCCACGAGGGACCGACAGCAUACCAAUGGCAGUCUGUGUUCUUAGUCGGCCAGUCUGCAGAUGUUGGGGUAGCCCAGGGCAUCCAGAGAGAGCAGCAGGAGUUUGGGGACAUCCUGAUUGGGAAUUAUCAGGACACCUAUCGGAACCUCACCCUGAAGGUCAUGCAUGGGUUUAAGUGGGUGGCCAAGCAAUGCCGGCCCAGCUACAUUCUAAAGACAGAUGACGACUGCUUCGUCAACACAGACCGGCUGCCGGAGUUCCUGCUGGAGCACAACACUAUUAAGACGGGCCUGUAUGCAGGAUCCCUCUUCUCCAGGGAGAAGCGGCAGGUCAUCAGAGAGCCUUCCAGCAAAUGGUUCGUCUCUAGGCAAGACUACCACCCAGAUGAAUACCCACCAUAUGCCAGUGGCAUCGGCUACAUCCUGUCUCUGGAUGCCGUUGAGCAGAUCCUGUGGGCAGCAGAACAUGUCCGCCCCAUCCCGGUAGAAGAUGCCUACGUCGGCAUCUUGGCUGAGAAAGCUGGGAUCCGGGUGAAAUCCAGUGCGCGCUUCGCCAAGCACAACGUGAGGUGGCGGGUGUGUAACUACCGCUACCUGAUGGUGAUUCAUCACCUGAGCCCACAUGAGCAGGAGGUGGCCAAGGGGAACAUGCUGCAGGCUCGGAGUGCCUGCCAUGACAGUCUGGAGGUCACCAGGUGGAAGUGAGCCACUGUCUGCCAGGAGGGCUGGCAAGGGACGGGGCAACCUCAUGCCUGUAGCACAGUCUGAAGGGGGUUAUGCAACCGGUGCUCAGGGUUACCCCUACCCCAAGGCCCCAUCCCAGGCUCUGGAGGGUGGUGAAGCACUGGAAUGGGUUACCUAGGGAGGUGGUGGAAUCUCCUUCCUUAGAAGGUUUUAAGGUCAGGCUUGACAAAGCCCUGGCUGAGAUGAUUUAGUUGGGGUUCGUCCUGCUUUGAGCAGGGCAUUGGACUAGAUGAUCUGAGGUCGCUUCCAUCCCUAAUCUUCUAUGAUUCUAGGUCAGCCCCUGCCAUGCACUCUUGCCUGGCACCCUAGCUGUCUUGCCCUUCCAGUGUUAUGGACUUCUGGAGAGUGAAAUGGCCCUGCCUGGCUUGCCUGACAGGCAGCAUCUUACUUGCCAUGAGGUUGGGGCUGGGAGCCAGGAGCUCUGGAGUGGGAGUCCCAGCUCUGCUACUAACCUCAGGCCAGUGACUGACCGAUCCUGUGCCUCGGUUUCCCCACCUGUAAAGUGGGGAUAACUAUCUGACUCAGCUCCCAAGGCCUGUGGAGAUUUAAUUGGUUCAUGUCUGUAGGGCUCUGAAAAAGUGGUGUGGGAGGGGCCAAACAUCAUUAAUACAGAGGGACUUAAGGUCUCGGUAUGUCAUGCCCAGCUGAGGCUCCUGCCAUUUAGAUGCAUCGUGGCAUGCUAGGACCUGUAAUCCCCACAGGCUGGCUGCAGUCUGCCUCAGUUUUUGGCCAGCUGCUGGCAGCCCUUAGCUGAGCUAAGUUGGAAGGUCCAAGGUCACCAGGACUUUUCUGCCUCUAACACUACAGUGCCCUGGGGCGCAGGGCAUGGUGAGCCCUGGAGCUGAGAGGGGAGAACACCAGCCAUGACAAAUGGGAGUGGGGAUGGCCUCUGCCUCCAGAAGAGGGCUCUCUCCUCAUGCCCGGUGUCUCCAGCCCUCCCACAGCUGAGGCUCUCACUGGCUGCCUUAUGAAGGGGGGUUGCUGGAUGUGUGACCUACCAAACGAGCAGCAUUAUGAGCCUCUCUGUAUGCUGCUGGUGAGGCUUGAAAACACCGGGGUAGCCCAGAACCCCUGCAGGGAGUGACCCUGAUUUCCCCCAUCUCUAUCACCUUCCCAUGGUAGGGGGAUGGGACGGGACUUACCUGCGCUUGGUGCAAUGGCACAAGCAAAAUGAACUGCACCUUCUCAUGCUGCAUCUUUCUGAAGGAAGGCCCAGGAUGGCCUGCACUUCUCCAGCACCUGGGCAUGCAGCUUGUUCAGGCUGCCAGGCCCCAUGGGUGCUAGUGAUGUGUGUCAGGUGUAAAUGGUACUCGCUUUCCCGCUCAGUGCACGCUGGGGACCCAGGUACCUGUUGUUCUAACGAGCCUGGAGCACUUUCCGGACUGAAAGGACACUAGGAAAGGGUUAAUCUAUGCAGAAGCUAACUACAAAACUGUAUUAAGUAAGGGCUGGGCUCUGUUCCUUUCCCUUGGCAAAAUGCUUCCCCUCUCUCUGCCUCAGUUUCCCAUCCCCAGGCAGGGGGUGAAGCCAAACUCCCACUGAUCUCACGUAUCAAGGUGCUUUAGGUUGGAUAUUAGGAAAAACUUUUUCACUAAGAGGGUGGUGAAACACUGGAAUGCGUUACCUAGGGAGGUGGUAGAAUCUCCUUCCUGAGAAGUUUUUAAGGUCAGGCUUGACAAAGCCCUGGCUGGGAUGAUUUAGCUGGGGACUGGUCCUGCUUUGCGCAGGGGGUUGGACUAGAUGGCCUCCUGAGGUCCCUUCCAACCCUGAUAGUCUAUGAUUCUCCUCCAACUAGCCUUGUGCAGGGUGCUACUGGGAUGGGAACAGCUGCUUUUACAAACCAACGCUAACCACGCCCACCUCCCUCAGCCCAGUCCUGCCCUGCCCGAACUUCCCUGGAGUUCAGCAGCGAUAGCAGCCAGCUGGGGAGAGGAAGUUAGUCAUGGGAGUGGGCUCCUGCCCCUUGGGCACAGGGAGGCUACGGCUAGUUAGCCUGUAGUGUGAGAUAUCCCAUGGUUCCUGAUUCCUGCCCCACCGUGCCUAGAAAGGGCUCCCCUCUGGCCCAUCGAGGAUAACUCCCUGCUCUGGUGCCCAGCACUCAAUCAGUGUUACUGACAUCCCAGCAGCAGGUGCCAAACAACCCACACCAGCUCAGCCUGCCCCGCGGUUCCCAACCCUACGACCGCCCAAUAGCGUUACCUCAUGCUUUUGCCACUGUUGUGCAGCUGGGGUCCCCUUGCUGGGGGGACAGGCCCACCCAAUUCUGCCUUCCAGCCUUACUGAUGAGCUUAGGGCCCCUGAGCACAUGAUGCUGGACAGUUGCUUGGGUAGGGUAGGCCCGUGGCAUUUGUGUAAUCCCUGCUCACAGCAAGGCUCGCUGCCGGGGAGGCUGGAAAAGAACUAGAGCCGCUGCAGGCCGGGGGCCUGCCCUUCUGCAGCAGAUCUCUGUGUCCAAGGCCCUUGGCUUUGGGAAGGGGGCUUCGGAUAGUGCUGGUGCUCUGUAAAUAAACUGCAUCAAUGACACUAGAGGAAGCUGAUGCCCAACUCAGUAGAGUUGUAGGGAAAAGCGGGGGAGGGAAACACUUCAAACCUGGUGCUUUGCCAGCCGGGCAUGCUGCUCCCACCUCGGCUGCAGUCUGCUCAGAGUCGGACCCUAAGGCCUAGAGAACUUGUGUUACUGUAGCCCCUUGGUCAUGGCCCAGGACCCGGAGCCUGAGGUGCUGUACAAACAACCCAUUUCCCCCUCUGCCAGGAAGGUGGGUGCAGCUGCUCCUGGCAGGUUACUCUCCAGGGCCUUCUCCAGUUGGUUUUAAACAUUCCUAGCCACACCGCUUCCCUCGGGGUGGACCUGGCCACUUGGCACAGAGCCACUGAGCGAGGGGCCAUCCUGUGAUGGCCAGGGAGCAGGAGGGCCGCAGCCAGUGCUGGGUGCUGUUUUCUCUGAACGGUCAGAAGGGACAGAGCUGUUGGGGGAGGGAGAUGGUAGCUAACAGCUGCCUUUCACUGAGGCUUUGUCCUGCAAUAAAGGUUACCAAUAGCU